AUGGCUGCUGUGGACAGCUUCCACUUGCUGUACAGGGAAAUUUCCCGAUCGUGCAGCUUUUAUGUGGAAACUCUGGCUGUGGUGGGCGCUUUAUACACGGCCAGCAAGGCUGUCAUCCUGCUGAAGGACUGCUGCGAGAUGGUCAGGUUGCAUUUCCUGCCUAGGAUAAUUCCCAGCAGGAAGUUGAGGCAAAGAUAUGGAGACUGGGCUGUUGUUUAUGGUGCAUCAGAACCUGUGGCGCAAGCCUACGCCGAGGAACUGGCCCGUCAAGGCCUCAGCAUCAUUUUCGUCACCAAGCACCGCUCGGCCAUUAGCGACUUUGCCGCUAAUCUCACCCAGAGCUACGGCGUGGAAACUAUUUUGGUCCACGUCGACUCAAACUGGGACGAGGCGGCCGGUAAGCCCGUCAGAGACGCCCUAAGGGGAAAAGACGUGGGUUUUCUGGUGAACUGCGUGGAUGAGGCGUGCUCGGCAUCCAGGGAACUGCUGGAGACGUCCGAGCAAAGGUUGAUGGAGGUGAUGGCUGAUAACGUGGCCGGCGUCACAUUGCUGACCCGAUUGGUGCUGCCGGGCAUGCUGGAGCGCGGGCGAGGGGCCGUGGUUAACAUCUCGUCCAGUGCGUGCUGUCGGCCAAUGCCUGGGAAAGUGACGCUAACCGCUGCUACUGGAUACUUGGAUCAUUUCUCGAGAGCUCUCCACCUUGAGUACGGUGCAAAGGGAGUCUUUGUACAAAGUCUGCUGCCAUUCCAGAUCGCCUCCAGUAAUCAUCUCCCUGCAUCAUCCACCGAAGGCUGGUUUGCGCCCACGCCGCAGGUGUACGCGCACCAUGCCAUCUCCACCCUGGGCGUGUCCAACCGGACCACCGGCUACUGGCCGCACACGCUGCAGUACGGACUGAUGAAGUGCAUCCCGGAGUGGAUUUGGAUUCUGGGCUGUCGAGUGUUCAUCAGUUAA
Nerophis lumbriciformis (worm pipefish) is the source of this 954-nucleotide messenger RNA. NCBI's taxonomy places the organism in Eukaryota, Metazoa, Chordata, Actinopteri, Syngnathiformes, Syngnathidae. The record is from RefSeq and is a predicted model, not a curated record.